GGGGGGUGCUGCCCGCCGGCCGUGCCCAGCCACCGCCACGCCAGCCCUCGGGCUCCUCGGUGCUGUCCUGCAUUGUUUUAUUGGGGCUCAUCUGUGGUUGCGUUACCUCUCCCGGAACAGAACCAAGCCGUCGCUCCCCGCACCGACCCCCGCGGCGGGCUGGAGAGGCUGAUGCGGCCGCCAAGGGAGAGGAUAGUGGUUAAAGCUCGAGCUGGAUGGAUGGGUAUGGGGAGAGGGGCAGGAUCCACAGCCCUGGGACUUUUCCAAAUCCUCCUUGUCUUUCUCUGCAUCUUCCCUUCAGUGACAUCCCCAUGCAAGAUCCUCAAGUGCAACUCUGAGUUCUGGGCGGCCACGUCAGGCUCCCACCACGUGGGCACGGAGGAGGCGCCAGAGUUCUGCACGGCGCUGCGAGCCUACGCACACUGCACCCGCCGCACCGCCCGCACCUGCAGGGGGGACCUGGCCUACCACUCUGCUGUGCAUGGCAUAGAGGAUCUCAUGGUGCAGCACAACUGCUCCAAGGAUGGACCCACCUCGCAGCCCCGGCUCCGGACAUUGCCCCCUGGGGAUAGCCAGGAGCGCUCUGACAGCCCUGAGAUCUGCCACUAUGAGAAGAGCUUUCACAGACACUCGGCUGCCCCCAACUAUACCCACUGUGGGCUCUUCGGGGACCCUCACCUUAGGACUUUCACAGACACUUUCCAAACCUGCAAGGUGCAAGGGGCUUGGCCGCUCAUAGACAAUAACUACCUGAAUGUCCAGGUCACCAACACGCCGGUGCUGCCUGGCUCCGCGGCCACCGCUACCAGCAAGCUCACCAUCAUCUUCAAGAGCUUCCAGGAGUGUGUGGACCAGAAAGUAUACCAGGCAGAGAUGGACGAGCUGCCCGCUGCCUUUGCCGAUGGCUCCAAGAACGGUGGGGAUAAGCACGGAGCCAACAGCCUGAAGAUCACCGAGAAGGUGUCAGGCCAACACAUAGAGAUCCAGGCAAAGUACAUUGGCACCACCAUCGUGGUGAGGCAGGUGGGCCGGUACCUCACCUUCGCUGUGCGCAUGCCAGAGGAGGUGGUCAAUGCUGUGGAGGACCGGGACAGUCAGGGCCUCUACCUGUGCCUCCGUGGGUGUCCGCUCAACCAACAAAUUGACUUCCAGACCAUCCGCUCGGCUCAGGCCACAGAGGGCCGUGCUCGGAGGAAGGGGCCCAGCCUGCAGGCCCCCCCUGAGGCCUUCACAUAUGAAACAGCCACAGCCAAGUGCAGGGAAAAGCUGCCUGUGGAGGACCUCUACUUCCAGUCUUGCGUCUUUGACCUCCUCACCACAGGGGACGUCAACUUCAUGCUGGCUGCUUACUAUGCCUUUGAGGAUGUGAAGAUGCUUCACUCCAACAAAGACAAGCUGCACCUCUAUGAAAGGACACGGGACUUGGCCCCUGGCAACAUGGCUCCUUCAGGGAUGUCCUCUGCCCUCUGGGUAGCACUGCUGUGUUUGUGUCAGUGCUGGUUGUGCUUGUUAUAGAGGCUUGUUCCUUCUCACCAUGGAGAGUGGGGAAAGGGGAGCAGGAGGGAACCAGGGAUGAGAUGGCAGUGCUGGACAGUAGGAGGCUGGAUGUCAGAGCUGAAUAGGUUGCUCUCAAACCUCUCUCUGGCACCAGGUCUUGAACCUUCCCAGCUCUUGCCUGGGAGGAAUGUGCUGCCAGUGGGAUCAGUCAGGAGCUUUUGCUGGACUCUAUCUUGUCUGGAUGUUCCUCACAUGCACCUCCCCUUGUCUUCCUCCCAGUAGUGUGGGUUCCAAGGAGCCCCCACCUCCUUGUAGCACUUCCCCAGGUCCCAAAAAUGCACGCGGUGACUGUGACAUUGGCGUGUAUGAGCAUGGCUUUGUCUUCAAAGAGCAGAGCCUGCAAGGAGGGUGCAGAGGAGCCAGAUGGGGCCAAGCCUGGCCAUCACAACAGGGCUGGUGUUUCUGUUCGUUGGGGCCACGCUCUGCUUUUCGGGCAUGUCUGUCUCUGCCUGUAGCCCCACUGCUGCAGAUAGUGGUGCAAGGGGCUGAAAUAAUGGUGAAUGGUGGUCCCACACUUGCCUGGCCACCAGUGCCAGGCAUCUUUUGGGUGGAAGAAGGACAUGUUCCUCAGGCUUUGGCUUGCGUUUGCUGUGGUUCAAAGGGCAUCUCCCAUUUUAGCCAGUUCACUUGGCUGAUUCACUCAGUAGUUUUACUCCUGGCUCCCUUGUCUCUGCCUGGAUCCACCGAGGACUCUUGAUGGCAAUGGGAGAAACCUGGCCAGUAUUCAAGUGGUUUCUGCAACUUCUACCCAGCAUCGGAUAAGUUCCUCGCACCAUUUGCUCUCCAGUCCCCUAAAGCUUGGCUGCUCAGUGGGGGACCCAUUCUCCUGCCCGUGGCUCAGCCAGGCCCUGGGAUGGAGCAAGAGCAUCACGCUCUCUUUGUUUGCUGCUAGGUCUCUGCUUCGCUUCUCAUCCUGGGGCCGUGACUUGCAACCCCAUUGCAGACCAGUUGCACCUUAAGCCCUUCAGGGCUUGAAUUGGAAAUGGGGCAAUCUUAGAAAUCCAGCCAGGAGAUGGGAUGCAGCAGAGGACCCCCUCACCCCCCCCACCCCAAACUGCCUCCAAAUGCCUGUUCCCUGCCUUGAAACCAUUGAUAAUCCCCUUCCCUUACCACAUAGUGCUACCGAUUUCCUCUUCAUGUUCCUCUGUGGUUCACCUGUCGCUCACUGAACAAACAGCAAGACCACCUUUGGUCUGUGCCUUGGAGACCUCCUGAUGGGUUUCCCUUCCUUUCCUCAGGGGGGAAGCUCACAGAAACAAGCCACAGAACACUCUUGGGGGCACCUCCUGCUCCCAAGGGAGGUCUCUAGGCAUGAUGAGACAAGUUAGCACCAAAAGAGGUGGGAACAGGCUAUGUUUGGCAGUCUGAACUGCUGCCAAGAGGCAGCCUGGUGUAAAUACUCAACGUGACUAUUCAUUGUGUCCUAACAGCUCUAGAGCUCCAUUUGUAAAGCAGCAGAGAAAUGCAAAAUUGUGUCAAUGGAUGUAAUUUAUAUUGUCUCUUUAAUAUAUAGAGCCCUGGCAUUGAUCUCGUGUGACUGUACAGAUGAAGAGAUGUAAUUGGUUUUUAAAUGUUUAAGGAAAGAAAAGAAACAAAAAAAAAAAGAUGUGUUUACUACUUUGCUCCUUGCUUUGUUUGCUGGUGCCCCAGGUGUUCUUUUUAGGGAGACUUUGAAAUAAGGAUAUCACAGUUUGGAGGCUCUGAGAGCAGCAACCACUGGACCGCGGCACAGGACAGUUUAGUUUCCCAAUGCACUGACUGCUCAGCCAGGCUCAUUUGGACUUCUUGUUUCUUUUGUUCAAGAAAGAACCAAGUUUUUGCCUUCCCUAGAGAUUUAAAAUGCAAGAUUUGGCAUUGGGUAAGAGGACACAUUGGUUUCUUGCUGUGUUACCCCAUAGGUAACAGCAGAUGUACAAAUGCCUCCUGAAAGCAGUCUUAGCUGCCCAAGCCACAGCUUGGCAACAAGUCAGUGCUUCCCUGCAAACCUCCCUUUCCUAUAAUGCAAUCACCCUGCAUUGCAAUUGUGAUGCACUGUGGCUCUGGGCUAAUUUCCAGCCAAUCCCGGCCUACUUGAUCAUGGGAUGGCUCAGUCCCACUGUCCAGGUGAGCGUUCCAGUGGUGGCCAGCUGUCAUACAGUGCAUGGGGUAUCCCUAUUUUAGAAGCAAACAGUGAAGCACUUUAUUUUGGUUGUGUUUGACCCAAUUCUGAUUAAAGGUGAAGUGUGGCCAAGAAAGACCCGAUACUUGGAAACAAAGCAGAUAUAGGAAAAGGGGGGUGAGGGUGUGUUAGGAGAAGCCCCCUCACCUCCUCCCUGAGCUGAGACCCACGGGAGUGUCACCGCGUGUAUAUACUGUAAAUUAUUUAUUGAGAGAAACACAAGUAAAGUUUGAGGUUUUUUGACAAUAAAUGAGUGGGUCUUGGUUUGUUA
Messenger RNA from Neopsephotus bourkii (Bourke's parrot), 3986 nucleotides. It is a transcript of the gene RGMA, whose product is annotated as repulsive guidance molecule BMP co-receptor a. The coding region runs from base 172 to 1515 and encodes 447 amino acids. The transcript has 4 exons. Gene Ontology annotation, molecular function: coreceptor activity. Gene Ontology annotation, biological process: BMP signaling pathway. Lineage: Eukaryota; Metazoa; Chordata; Aves; Psittaciformes; Psittacidae. Gene Ontology annotation, cellular component: plasma membrane. The record is from RefSeq and is a predicted model, not a curated record.